UUAAAUAAGAUGCGUAUCAACCUUCACAAAAUAUAGGAUAUUUAAAUAAGAUGCGUAUCAACCUUCACAAAACCCCUCACUUUCUCUGCCACAACAGGUGCGGCAUUUGUGUGGUAUUGGUUAUGUUGUAUUUUGCAACAACCUAGCAGCAACUUUAGCACAACACUUCACGUCUUACACUGUUUGUUCACGUUUCAUGUAAGUUCUGUUGUGUCAGGUUUGUGUACGCUUUUAAUCAUGAGUGAGGAAAUCCCGUGCUGUGCUGAAUCAAGUACGGAUGGACGCCAUGUUAAACCGAAUCAGGGAAUGUGGAAAAACAAGGUGGAAUAUAUAUUGUCACUGGCUGGUUAUUCAACAGGAAGUUCUGAUUUCUGGAGGUUUCCCUACCUUAUCUGGAGACACGGAGGAGGAACGUUUAUAAUUGCCUACGUCAUCAGUGCUGUGAUCAUAGCUAUCCCUGUCUAUUACCUGGAAGUAGCCGUAUCACAGUUCUCAGGGCGAGGCAUGUUCGAUGUGUGGGAUAUCUCACCUAUCAUGAAAGGAUUAGGAAUAGGGAUGUUUAUCAUCAACUUCGAAUACCUCAUGUUGUCACCCACCUUCCGCCUGUGGAUAAUGCAGUAUAUUGGGUAUAGCUUCAUGUCACCGUUACCAUGGACACGAUGUGAUAACCCAUGGAACACUCCCGCCUGUGUGGAUUUCUACAACAUUCCGGCAGAAACGAUGAACUCCACUCUAAAUAUAUCACGGGCUGGAAUAUCAACAUACAACGUAACAUCUGUGGCUCAAACAUCGCACGUGCUAGCCGAGGAGGAGUUUUUCUUACACAAGAUACUCCAGAUAUCAGGUUCUGUGUACGAGUUGGGAACACUGAGAUGGGACUUGUGUCUGUGUUUACUGGUAGUCAGUGUAAUGAUGUCUUUGUUGUAUGUUUUAUAGACACAAGAUACUCCAGAUAUCAGGUUCUGUGUACGAGUUGGGAACACUGAGAUGGGACUUGUGUCUGUGUCUACUGGUAGUCAGUGUAAUGAUGUCUUUGUUGUAUGUUUUAUAGACACAAGAUACUCCAGAUAUCAGGUUCUGUGUACGAGUUGGGAACACUGAGAUGGGACUUGUGUCUGUGUCUACUGGUAGUCAGUGUAAUGAUGUCUUUGUUGUAUGUUUUAUAGACACAAGAUACUCCAGAUAUCAGGUUCUGUGUACGAGUUGGGAACACUGAGAUGGGACUUGUGUCUGUGUCUACUGGUAGUCAGUGUAAUGAUGUCUUUGUUGUAUGUUUUAUAGACACAAGAUACUCCAGAUAUCAGGUUCUGUGUACGAGUUGGGAACACUGAGAUGGGACUUGUGUCUGUGUCUACUGGUAGUCAGUGUAAUGAUGUCUUUGUUGUAUGUUUUAUAGACACAAGAUACUCCAGAUAUCAGGUUCUGUGUACGAGUUGGGAACACUGAGAUGGGACUUGUGUCUGUGUCUACUGGUAGUCAGUGUAAUGAUGUCUUUGUUGUAUGUUUUAUAGACACAAGAUACUCCAGAUAUCAGGUUCUGUGUACGAGUUGGGAACACUGAGAUGGGACUUGUGUCUGUGUCUACUGGUAGUCAGUGUAAUGAUGUCUUUGUUGUAUGUUUUAUAGACACAAGAUACUCCAGAUAUCAGGUUCUGUGUACGAGUUGGGAACACUGAGAUGGGACUUGUGUCUGUGUCUACUGGUAGUCAGUGUAAUGAUGUCUUUGUUGUAUGUUUUAUAGACACAAGAUACUCCAGAUAUCAGGUUCUGUGUACGAGUUGGGAACACUGAGAUGGGACUUGUGUCUGUGUCUACUGGUAGUCAGUGUAAUGAUGUCUUUGUUGUAUGUUUUAUAGACACAAGAUACUCCAGAUAUCAGGUUCUGUGUACGAGUUGGGAACACUGAGAUGGGACUUGUGUCUGUGUCUACUGGUAGUCAGUGUAAUGAUGUCUUUGUUGUAUGUUUUAUAGACACAAGAUACUCCAGAUAUCAGGUUCUGUGUACGAGUUGGGAACACUGAGAUGGGACUUGUGUCUGUGUCUACUGGUAGUCAGUGUAAUGAUGUCUUUGUUGUAUGUUUUAUAGACACAAGAUACUCCAGAUAUCAGGUUCUGUGUACGAGUUGGGAACACUGAGAUGGGACUUGUGUCUGUGUCUACUGGUAGUCAGUGUAAUGAUGUCUUUGUUGUAUGUUUUAUAGACACAAGAUACUCCAGAUAUCAGGUUCUGUGUACGAGUUGGGAACACUGAGAUGGGACUUGUGUCUGUGUCUACUGGUAGUCAGUGUAAUGAUGUCUUUGUUGUAUGUUUUAUAGACACAAGAUACUCCAGAUAUCAGGUUCUGUGUACGAGUUGGGAACACUGAGAUGGGACUUGUGUCUGUGUCUACUGGUAGUCAGUGUAAUGAUGUCUUUGUUGUAUGUUUUAUAGACACAAGAUACUCCAGAUAUCAGGUUCUGUGUACGAGUUGGGAACACUGAGAUGGGACUUGUGUCUGUGUCUACUGGUAGUCAGUGUAAUGAUGUCUUUGUUGUAUGUUUUAUAGACACAAGAUACUCCAGAUAUCAGGUUCUGUGUACGAGUUGGGAACACUGAGAUGGGACUUGUGUCUGUGUCUACUGGUAGUCAGUGUAAUGAUGUCUUUGUUGUAUGUUUUAUAGACACAAGAUACUCCAGAUAUCAGGUUCUGUGUACGAGUUGGGAACACUGAGAUGGGACUUGUGUCUGUGUCUACUGGUAGUCAGUGUAAUGAUGUCUUUGUUGUAUGUUUUAUAGACACAAGAUACUCCAGAUAUCAGGUUCUGUGUACGAGUUGGGAACACUGAGAUGGGACUUGUGUCUGUGUCUACUGGUAGUCAGUGUAAUGAUGUCUUUGUUGUAUGUUUUAUAGACACAAGAUACUCCAGAUAUCAGGUUCUGUGUACGAGUUGGGAACACUGAGAUGGGACUUGUGUCUGUGUCUACUGGUAGUCAGUGUAAUGAUGUCUUUGUUGUAUGUUUUAUAGACACAAGAUACUCCAGAUAUCAGGUUCUGUGUACGAGUUGGGAACACUGAGAUGGGACUUGUGUCUGUGUCUACUGGUAGUCAGUGUAAUGAUGUCUUUGUUGUAUGUUUUAUAGACACAAGAUACUCCAGAUAUCAGGUUCUGUGUACGAGUUGGGAACACUGAGAUGGGACUUGUGUCUGUGUCUACUGGUAGUCAGUGUAAUGAUGUCUUUGUUGUAUGUUUUAUAGACACAAGAUACUCCAGAUAUCAGGUUCUGUGUACGAGUUGGGAACACUGAGAUGGGACUUGUGUCUGUGUCUACUGGUAGUCAGUGUAAUGAUGUCUUUGUUGUAUGUUUUAUAGACACAAGAUACUCCAGAUAUCAGGUUCUGUGUACGAGUUGGGAACACUGAGAUGGGACUUGUGUCUGUGUCUACUGGUAGUCAGUGUAAUGAUGUCUUUGUUGUAUGUUUUAUAGACACAAGAUACUCCAGAUAUCAGGUUCUGUGUACGAGUUGGGAACACUGAGAUGGGACUUGUGUCUGUGUCUACUGGUAGUCAGUGUAAUGAUGUCUUUGUUGUAUGUUUUAUAGACACAAGAUACUCCAGAUAUCAGGUUCUGUGUACGAGUUGGGAACACUGAGAUGGGACUUGUGUCUGUGUCUACUGGUAGUCAGUGUAAUGAUGUCUUUGUUGUAUGUUUUAUAGACACAAGAUACUCCAGAUAUCAGGUUCUGUGUACGAGUUGGGAACACUGAGAUGGGACUUGUGUCUGUGUCUACUGGUAGUCAGUGUAAUGAUGUCUUUGUUGUAUGUUUUAUAGACACAAGAUACUCCAGAUAUCAGGUUCUGUGUACGAGUUGGGAACACUGAGAUGGGACUUGUGUCUGUGUCUACUGGUAGUCAGUGUAAUGAUGUCUUUGUUGUAUGUUUUAUAGACACAAGAUACUCCAGAUAUCAGGUUCUGUGUACGAGUUGGGAACACUGAGAUGGGACUUGUGUCUGUGUCUACUGGUAGUCAGUGUAAUGAUGUCUUUGUUGUAUGUUUUAUAGACACAAGAUACUCCAGAUAUCAGGUUCUGUGUACGAGUUGGGAACACUGAGAUGGGACUUGUGUCUGUGUCUACUGGUAGUCAGUGUAAUGAUGUCUUUGUUGUAUGUUUUAUAGACACAAGAUACUCCAGAUAUCAGGUUCUGUGUACGAGUUGGGAACACUGAGAUGGGACUUGUGUCUGUGUCUACUGGUAGUCAGUGUAAUGAUGUCUUUGUUGUAUGUUUUAUAGACACAAGAUACUCCAGAUAUCAGGUUCUGUGUACGAGUUGGGAACACUGAGAUGGGACUUGUGUCUGUGUCUACUGGUAGUCAGUGUAAUGAUGUCUUUGUUGUAUGUUUUAUAGACACAAGAUACUCCAGAUAUCAGGUUCUGUGUACGAGUUGGGAACACUGAGAUGGGACUUGUGUCUGUGUCUACUGGUAGUCAGUGUAAUGAUGUCUUUGUUGUAUGUUUUAUAGACACAAGAUACUCCAGAUAUCAGGUUCUGUGUACGAGUUGGGAACACUGAGAUGGGACUUGUGUCUGUGUCUACUGGUAGUCAGUGUAAUGAUGUCUUUGUUGUAUGUUUUAUAGACACAAGAUACUCCAGAUAUCAGGUUCUGUGUACGAGUUGGGAACACUGAGAUGGGACUUGUGUCUGUGUCUACUGGUAGUCAGUGUAAUGAUGUCUUUGUUGUAUGUUUUAUAGACACAAGAUACUCCAGAUAUCAGGUUCUGUGUACGAGUUGGGAACACUGAGAUGGGACUUGUGUCUGUGUCUACUGGUAGUCAGUGUAAUGAUGUCUUUGUUGUAUGUUUUAUAGACACAAGAUACUCCAGAUAUCAGGUUCUGUGUACGAGUUGGGAACACUGAGAUGGGACUUGUGUCUGUGUCUACUGGUAGUCAGUGUAAUGAUGUCUUUGUUGUAUGUUUUAUAGACACAAGAUACUCCAGAUAUCAGGUUCUGUGUACGAGUUGGGAACACUGAGAUGGGACUUGUGUCUGUGUCUACUGGUAGUCAGUGUAAUGAUGUCUUUGUUGUAUGUUUUAUAGACACAAGAUACUCCAGAUAUCAGGUUCUGUGUACGAGUUGGGAACACUGAGAUGGGACUUGUGUCUGUGUCUACUGGUAGUCAGUGUAAUGAUGUCUUUGUUGUAUGUUUUAUAGACACAAGAUACUCCAGAUAUCAGGUUCUGUGUACGAGUUGGGAACACUGAGAUGGGACUUGUGUCUGUGUCUACUGGUAGUCAGUGUAAUGAUGUCUUUGUUGUAUGUUUUAUAGACACAAGAUACUCCAGAUAUCAGGUUCUGUGUACGAGUUGGGAACACUGAGAUGGGACUUGUGUCUGUGUCUACUGGUAUUCACAUGUCUCUGCUCGGCAUGUGUGAUAAAGAGCGUGGAAUCCAUUGGAAAGGCAAUGUAUGUGUUGACGUUUUUGCCCCUCCUGUUAUUGCUGAUAAUUUGGAUACGAACACUCGCUGCUCCCGGAUCAGUGGCUGGAAUGAAAUACUUCCUUUCACCAGACUUUACCAAAUUCGGAGAUCUUGAGGUAUGGGUCCAGGCCGGAUUUGCCGCUGCGUUCUCCCUCUGUACAGCUAAUGGAGGGAAUAUGGAAAUCGGGAGUCGGGCUAGCUUCCGGACCAAUGUAUUGGGCGCUUCACUCAUCCCGUGUGUGAUGGAUAUUGUCGGAAGUAUCUUCACCAGCAUGGUUGUAUAUUCCGUUAUCGGAGUGAUGGCACACGAGAGUGGCAUGCAGCUUGGAGAGACAUUAUUUGCAGGAAACUCGGCAGCUUUUGUGGCCUUCUCCAGGGCGUUUUCGUUCUUCCCGUUGCCUAACCUAUGGCUGGUAUUAUUCUUUCUGGCAUUUUUCGUCGCGACAUCUGACAUCAUGAUAAUGUAUUGCGAAAUACUCAACCGAUACCUUCAAAAGUUUGUCCCGGGUCUCAGUAACAGGCCAAAGACAUCGUUCGCCGCCAUGUUUGUCAUCUGUUACCUGGUCAAUCUGCCCUUCUGUACACAGGCAGGAGCAUACUUAUACCAAAUCAUUGGUUGGUUUGUAUCAUCAUGGGGCGUGUUUGUAAUGGCGACUCUGGAGUGUGUCAUUUUCAUGUGGAUUUAUGGAGGCCACAUGCUAGACGAAAACAUACAGCUGAUGAAUGGAACAAAGAUGCCUCACAUCAUCCGAUUUACGGCCGCGUUUGUUUGUCCCGUCCUCUUUAUUGUGUUCCUGGUACUUGGUAUUGCUCGGUACAAAUCUCCCGUGUUUGGAACCUACCACUAUCCUAGUUCUAUUGAAGGGAUAGGUAUUCUUAUCGGCAUACUGCCUUUGGUUCCACUGGUCUGCUGCUUUGUGUUGGGUCUGUACAGAAACAGAAAAGCUGGAUUCACGAAAGAGUUGUUCCAACCAAGCGUUCUGUGGGGACCACGUGACUUGGAUGUCGUCGAUGAGUACAAGGAAGCCGCGGUAAAACAGAAGAGCUGGUCACAAACGGCUUACUAUAACCUCACGGGUAGACAAAGAAAGAUAACUCGUCCAGAAACGUGUGACCAGCCGUACGUCAUGACGAAGAUGAUUUAGAUUGAAACUUCGAAACAGUUUUAGUAAUAACUUUACUUAUUUUCAUUAAAGAAACAAUUCAG
Molecule: messenger RNA, 6665 nt
Organism: Mizuhopecten yessoensis (Yesso scallop)
Lineage: Eukaryota; Metazoa; Mollusca; Bivalvia; Pectinida; Pectinidae
Product: sodium- and chloride-dependent betaine transporter-like
Exons: 14
Coding region: 5296-6603 (435 amino acids)
Biological process (GO): sodium ion transmembrane transport
Cellular component (GO): membrane
Source: RefSeq, a predicted model, not a curated record